UGGCUUUUGGCACUCCUUUUCUUUUAAAAAGUAGCUCCGUCUGCUUCGCUCUGCUGGUCUCGGUGCCUUUGAGAGUGGAAGCAGUGGGAAGCAGCCCCUGACAGACUGGGGUGGCCACUGAAACUGCCGUGAUGUUCAGGCAGAUGCCCAGGACCCCAGCUUCAAGCUGCUACUACCUAAAUCCCAUGACAACUGAGGGCCAGGAGAUGUACUUGCGGUUUGAUCAGACUACAAGACGCUCUCCUUACAGGAUGAGCCGGAUUCUAGCACGCCAUCAGCUAGUGACUAAAAUUCAACAAGAAAUUGAGGCAAAGGAAGCAUGUAACUGGCUCCGUGCUGCUGGGUUCCCUCAAUAUGCUCAGCUGUAUGAAGAUUCACAGUUUCCCAUUAACAUUGUGGCUGUCAAGAAUGAUCAUGAUUUUCUUGAAAAGGACCUUGUAGAACCUCUUUGCAGACGACUAAACACGUUGAAUAAGUGUGCCUCAAUGAAACUUGAUGUGAACUUCCAAAAGAAAAAGUGUGACGACUCAGAUGAGGAAGAUCUUUGUAUCAGCAACAAAUGGACUUUCCAAAGAACCAGCCGCAGGUGGUCUCGUGUGGACGACCUGCACACGCUGUUCCCUGGGAGAGACAGAAAUGGGUCACCGGGAGGCCCUAAGAUGAGAAACACCACCAGCAGUGAGAGUGUCCUCACAGACCUGAGCGAGCCUGAGGUCUGCUCCAUUCACAGCGAAAGCAGUGGAGGCAGCGACAACCGAAGCCAGUCUGGCCAGUACUGUGCCGAUAGCCCGGGCAUGCUGGAGGCCACCCUAGUUGGCAGCAGCCUCCCACAGAACUCCCGGGACCUUCUCAACCACCCUUUCUACCCUAAGAAUGAGAAACCCACCAGGACCCGGGCGAAAUCAUUUUUGAAACGCAUGGAAACGCUCCGAGCCAAGGGAGCACACGGAAGACACAAGGGGUCAGGGCAGACAGGUGGCUUGGUGAUCAGUGGACCUGUGUUGCAACAGGAGCCAGAGUCCUUUAGGGCCAUGCAGUGCAUCCAGGUACCAAAUGGAGAUCUCCAGAAUUCACCCCCCACUGCCUGCAGAAAAGGACUUCCGUGCUCCAGCAAAUCCAGUGGAGAGAGCAGCCCCUCAGAGAAUAGCAGCAGUGGGGUGAGCACUCCAUGCCUGAAGGAACAGAAAUGCCACCAUGAGGCCAACAAACGUGGGGGCAUGUACCUGGAGGACUUGGAUGUCCUGUCAGGGACAGCACUACAGGAUGCAGGAGGCCAAAACCACGCACAUGGGUUUCACUCCCAAGAGAACUUGGUUGUACACAUUCCCAAGGAUCACAAACCAGGAACAUUUCCCAAGGCACUUUCUAUUGAAAGCCUGUCACCCACAGAUAACAGCAACGGGGUUAACUGGAGGACUGGGAGCAUCUCACUGGGCAGUCAACAAGGUCCUGGCACAAGGGAGCCCAGGCUCAUGGCAUCCUGCCACAGAGCAAGCCGAGUCAGUGUCUAUGACAAUGUCCCUGGCUCCCAUCUGUAUGCCAGUACAGGAGACCUGUUAGACUUGGGGAAAGACUUCCCUCAGCUGGAUGACAUUCUGCAGCACGUCAAUGGGCUCCAAGAGGUGGUGGAUGACUGGUCAAAAAAUGUCUUGCCUGAACUGCAAUCUCAUGACAUGUUGCUUGGGGAACCUGGUUUGCCUCCCUUUCCAUCUCCUAAUCAGAUCACCUUAGAUUUUGAAGGCAACUCUGUCUCAGAGGGUCGGACAACACCCAGUGAUGUGGAAAGAGAUGGAACAUCUCUGAAUGAAUCUGAGGCCACAGGUGUCAGGGAAAGGAGGGAUUCUGGUGUAGGGGCCUCUCUGACCAGGCCAAACAGGCGGCUGCAGUGGAACAGCUUCCAGCUCUCGCACCAGCCUCGGCCGUCCCCAGCCUCGGCCCACAUCAGCAGCCAGACCGCCGGCCAGCUGAACCUGCUCCAGCGCUUCUCGCUGCUGCGCCUCACAGCCAUCAUGGAGAAGCACUCCAUGUCCAACAAGCACGGCUGGACAUGGUCAGUGCCAAAGUUUAUGAAGAGGAUGAAAGUUCCUGAUUAUAAAGACAAAGCUGUCUUUGGUGUUCCUCUCAUAGUUCAUGUCCAGAGAUCAGGACAACCUCUGCCUCAAAGCAUUCAGCAAGCACUGAUCUACCUACGCAGCAAUUGUCUCGAUCAGGUGGGUCUUUUCCGCAAGUCAGGAGUGAAGUCUCGAAUCCACACCCUGCGUCAAAUGAAUGAGAGCUUUCCUGAGAAUGUCAGCUACGAAGACCAGUCCGCUUAUGAUGUGGCAGAUAUGGUGAAGCAGUUCUUCCGGGACCUCCCUGAGCCGCUCUUCACCAACAAGCUUAAUGAAACCUUCCUCCACAUCUACCAGUUUGUCCCCAAGGAGCAGCGGCUGCAGGCUGUGCAGGCUGCCAUCCUGCUGCUGGCGGAUGAAAACAGGGAGGUCCUGCAGACACUUUUGUGUUUCCUAAAUGAUGUUGUCAACUUGGUGGAUGAGAAUCAGAUGACACCCAUGAACCUAGCUGUGUGUCUAGCUCCCUCCCUUUUUCAUCUUAAUUUAUUGAAGAAAGAAAGCUCUCCAAGAGUCAUCCAGAAGAAAUAUGCCACUGGGAAGCCAGAUCAAAAGGACCUCAAUGAGAAUCUGGCUGCAGCUCAGGGGCUUGCACAUAUGAUCAUGGAAUGCAGCAAGCUGUUUGAGGUACCACAUGACAUGGUGGCCCAGUCUCGUAAUUCAUAUGUAGAAGCUGAAAUACACGUUCCAACCCUGGAGGACUUGGGGACACAGCUGGAGGAGAGUGGAGCAACUUUCCACACUUUCCUGGAGCAUCUUGUCCAAGGCCUCCAGAAAGAAGCCAAGGAGAAGUUCAAAGGAUGGGUCACAUGCGCCAGCCCAAACAACACAGACCUUGCUUUCAAAAAGGUAGGAGAUGGAAACCCACUGAAGCUGUGGAAGGCGGCUGUGGAGGUGGAGGCGCCCCCUGCAGUAGUGCUGAACCGUGUGCUGAGAGAGCGCCACUUAUGGGAUGAGGACUUUGUGCAGUGGAAGGUGGUGGAAACUCUGGACAGACAAACCGAAAUCUAUCAGUACGUGCUAAAUAGCAUGGCCCCCCAUCCUUCCAGAGACUUCGUAGUUCUCAGGACUUGGAAGACCGACUUGCCCAAAGGAAUGUGCACCCUGGUGUCCCUCUCUGUGGAGCACGAGGAAGCCCAGCUCAUGGGUGGCGUGAGGGCGGUGGUAAUGGAUUCUCAGUACCUGAUAGAACCGUGUGGCUCGGGCAAGUCCAGACUGACCCACAUCUGCAGGAUAGACCUGAAGGGUCAUUCCCCAGAAUGGUACAGCAAAGGCUUUGGACAUCUUUGUGCAGCAGAAGUUGCCAGGAUUAGAAACUCUUUCCAACCCCUCAUCGCUGAGGGUCCAGAAACUAAAAUCUGAGUUUUUUGAAGUAUGGCAUCAAACUCAGGGAACAGGAAGCUGAAACAAACACUGUGGCAGAGAGUAUGCAUGUGAGAAAGCAAGAGAGAGAGUCACUAAUGGAUGAGACUAAUGCUUAAAAAUGGAAACACUGAGAAGUUGAAAUGUUGACGAUGCAAGAAUUUUCUGAAAACUUUUCUAGCCAUCCUGGAGACGGCUGCAUCCCUACUAAUAUAAUAUUUUAAAAAACCAGAACAUUUAUCUAUAUUACUUAAAAUUAAAUAGAUUAUUCCUGUGCAUUGCCUAAUUUGCUAUUUAAAGGCUUCUAAGAAGCAUAUUAUUAACUGUAAAUAAAUGUAUGUAUACAUGUGUAUAUCUAUCUUUACUGUAUAUUUGUAAAGUAUCAAUUUUAUAAAUAAUUGAGUGUCUGACUCAGUGAGUCUCUUCCUCACAGAGCUUUUCCCAAGAUGUUUUGGAUCCCAUCUCUCCACUGCCCCAUAAUCUGAGAAGAGCCUCUUGCUAACACCAAGGUGUGAACAUAGUCUGUCCAUCUGUCCUAAUGUCCAACCAAAGACUAGCUAACCAAAGCAAAGUAGCAUUAAAAGGUUCUUAUGCAUUUUAACAGUUUGUUCUGCUGUCCAGAAACCUUAAGAGUAGAAUGUUGGGGAAACACAAGGGAAAGAAUGUUCACUCCUCUUUAAAGCAAAGCAGUGGGUGAGAAGUUACUGCCAAAUUUAAAGCUUGAUUACAAGUUGCCAUCAGGUCCUGCAAAUGCAGUCUCAGUGAGAUGUUAGAUGGACUGCUAAAGUCAACAAUGGUGACUGAAACAGAACCAAUUUCUCCCAAGUAGGGCUGAGUAUAAGAACCUUUUCAUAUUUACAGCCACAGGGAGCCUCUGUGUUAGCUCAAGUUUUCAUACCUACUUUAUAUAAUAAUAUUAUUAGAUGUUCUUCUAUAUGACCAGUGGCCUAUGUGGUCACAGAUAAUUGGCUUUUUCUUUCCAAUGUAUUGCACUGAAUUUGAAUUCAAACCAGACCAAGAGAAAUGAUGGUCCUAUAAUAAUCUUGGACCAUUGUAGUAGCUUCAGGGAAUUUUUUGUGCCAUAUAUGAUGCUCUUAAAAUAUAAUUCGUUAAAACCUUACAGUCUGAAAGACAGGAUUUUUAACUGACACAAGACCAAAACUAUAUUCUUUCAUUAGUUGCAGAACAUAUAAACAGAUAUACUAAUUCUAUGUGUUUCUUAUUAGCUACCUAUGCAUUUGACCCCACCUUAUUUAUUAUUGUACAGAAAAACUGAAUGGAUUUAAGUUGGUUUUUUAUUGUAAAUCAAGGGCUGUAGAGAGAAAAAAACUUACUGUGCUUGGAUUUAAAGAUAGAAAUUUUCUUUGACUGUCCAUGGUUUAGCAACUGGCAUUGGAAGAAAAAAAGUAAAACAACUGACUGUUUUCAUUCUUUUUAUAUAGUAUGCAUUUAUGUAAUGUUUUCUCUUAUCAGCAAAGUGCAAUUGUCUUGUUGAAAGGAAUAUGUUAUCUGAGUUUAGUAUGGUGCACAAAAAAUCAUACUAGGAAUUUUUCAUUCCCACGUCUACCUAAGAAGGCAGCAGCAAAGCCACAGUUUGCCAUUUGGACUCCAACCAGAAAUUCAUUCUGCCAUUAAAUUUAACCAUAUAUGCUGGAUUACUUGUCACGCAUUGACAUGAUGAUUACUGAAGUUUAAUCUAGCUAAACACUGGUCCCACUCCAGAGAUGAGACAUGAUGUGUUUAAAAAGUAGAAUAGGCACACGAGGACGAAUGGCACUGUAUCACACAGUGCAGGCUCCUCCAACCUCAGUCUGCACACUAGGAGUCCCCUGGGAAUCCAGUUAAAAUGCACACUCUGAUUCAGGUUAUCCAGGGUGGGCCUGACACCUGAAUUUCUCAUAAGCCUCAGGGAUGCCCAUGCUGCUAGCCACAAGGACACACUGAGAAAGACCCUGAGGACACUUAAAACAGAAUAAAGACAAACAUGACUAUAUUUCGGACUCCCCUCUCUUUCAAUUACCUGACUUUGAUUUUAUGCAUGUACUAAUCACAUCACUGCUGCAUAACAACAUGGUGCCUCUUCAAAAUAAAGGAAAGGGAGAAACAAAAGAAAAGAUGCAUCAAGCUUAUUUGUCAGAUACCAUAGUUAUCUUGUUAUCUUGCCAAUGGAAAUAAAAUAUGAUAUUCCAUUUAAAUAUUAUACCUCAUGUAUAUUUUUACCUCAAUUGUUGGUAUCAAUCAUCAAUUGUAAAUAAGUAAU
Fukomys damarensis (Damara mole-rat) is the source of this 5730-nucleotide messenger RNA. RefSeq names its product StAR related lipid transfer domain containing 13 (gene Stard13). Gene Ontology annotation, biological process: actin cytoskeleton organization; signal transduction; regulation of Rho protein signal transduction. Lineage: Eukaryota; Metazoa; Chordata; Mammalia; Rodentia; Bathyergidae. The record is from RefSeq and is a predicted model, not a curated record. Gene Ontology annotation, molecular function: GTPase activator activity; lipid binding; protein binding. The transcript is spliced from 14 exons. The coding region runs from base 132 to 3470 and encodes 1112 amino acids.